Molecule: messenger RNA, 543 nt
Organism: Triticum turgidum subsp. durum (durum wheat)
Lineage: Eukaryota; Viridiplantae; Streptophyta; Magnoliopsida; Poales; Poaceae
Source: the annotation of a GenBank genome assembly
AUGGCCCAUUCCUGCCACGGCUACGAUCUUGUGCUGCGACGGUAUCUCUUGGCCCUGCACCACCUCCUCGACUGCGUCCGCUUCGUCGCGGCGGUCGUCCUGGACCGCCUCGGCAUCGUCUCGUUCGAAGGCGAGAUGCUGCCCGGUGAGCCUUGGAGCGAGCUCGUUGACACUGCGCUGAUGGAGCGCCUCAUGGAGGCAGCGUUCUGGCAGUCCAGCUCGCCGCCGAAGGUGAAUCGUUCGUCCUCGUGGACGGCGCCACAGUACAGACGACGGCGGGUUGCGCCGGCGGAUGUCGAGGGAGCCGAGGACGACGACGGGUGCGUGGGCAUCUGCGCCAUUUGCUUGGCGGCGCUCGACGUGGGAGGGCAACUGGUCACGGAGUUGUGCAACUGCUCGCAUGCGUUCCACGGCGCCUGCAUCGGUUAUUGGAUCGGCAGCGGCGAGGCUGGCACUUGCCCGCUGUGCCGCACCCCGACGUUACCAACGGCGUGGUGGAACGGUUGGCGAGAAGUAGUGCCACACACGUCUUUAUCUCCUUGA